AUGGCAAUACUGGGAUUCCACGUGGUGAUAUGCCUGGUGGCAAUCACUUUGAUAUCAAAAUUGGUGCGCCGCGCUAAUUUUAUCGAUAUUUUUGUGACGAAUGGACUCUAUCGAUUCUUGGCACCAUCGAAUCAAGAACUCAAAGCAUUGCUGCCACCGACUAAGGAGAAAAUGAAUCAGAGAAAUCGUCGGAAGAAGAGAGAAGACGAAGCCGCCGAAGGAUUCUCCCUACCAAAAUCCUCACCAUUCCAAUUGAACCUCUAUCCAGUCGACGUGAAAGAUCUCGUCCAAUUUGAAAUGUACACAUCACUUCAUUGGCUCUGCCUGUGUAUUCCUGUAUGCCUAUUCGUCUACACACUAUCAGAAGUCUACAACUACAUAAUGCCUGACAAUCGUGACUUCAACGUGUCAAUUGUGUUCAUGCUUGUUGUCAUUAUGUUUGUACUUCAAGUACUUACUGCACUCUCUUCGUAUUUGGUUUCAAGUGUCGAUGAACGAGGAUUCAUGAUUUCCAUUGGAUGUCUAUAUUUCUUGUUUUCGUUCAUUUUUGCAAUGAAUUCACAUCGCAUUUUUGAUAUUCAAAUGCUCGAAGCCUACGACAAAUUGAGUACAAAUAUUGCGGAUUUCGUGGAAAGCUCUGGACUCUUCGAUAACUCCACUGCAAAUAUUCGUGACUAUCGGCCAACGAAUCCAUUGAUGAUGUACAUCUCCCUAUCAGUAUUCUUCUCAAUGCUCUCCGCGAUGCUAGUUUUCCCAAAUUUCCGAUGUGCAAUUAUGUAUCUGAAGGCGUUGGAAAAUGAUGGAAGAAUUAAAAAAUCGCUGGAUCACGUCGCUUUUUUGUUGCCCGCAUUCAUUUUGGCAUCAUACUCAAAACCAUUGGUUUAUCAACUUGUUCAAGGACCCAGAAAAGUAAUGUCCCUGGACCAGCUGGAUAUUCUGCGUAUCUACAUGAUUAUUGGCUGGGUGCUCAGCAAGUUUUUGACACGUGUCUCACAUCUUCAAGCUCACCUGAAUUUGGCAUACGAUAAGGUUGCCGAAAUGAGAGCAGAAGCCGGAAAAGUCAAGAAUUACACGAUUCAGGCGAUGAUCUAUCGCUACUACCGUUACCUGUGUUGUGCAGCACUUCAAUACUUUGGUCCAGCAGUAUUAGCCCUCCUGUUCGCCCUUCUUCUCAAAACAACCGGAAAUCUGUCAUGGAUUGGAGCACCGACACCACAAUCAAAUACCGAAUUGAAUACACUCGCAUUGAGUGGACCGAUUCGUUUUGUAUUUGAUGCAUCGAUUUGUAGAGCAUUCUUCUCAUUUCUUCUUGUCGUUACUAUUUUGAUUAAUUUCACUCUUCAAUUGUUAGGUGUUGUAUAUCAUUCGUAUUUUGUUGGUAAUACCGGAACCAAUACUUCUAAUUAGGAUUAAGGUGUACACUACAAACUACAAUACAGAAUAUAUACUGUUAACAUGGAUUUUAAAUUAAAUAAGUCUUGAAAUUUUUUUAGUUGAAAAAACAAAAACUCUAUUGAUAGCUAUUGAACUAUUGAUAGCCUCAACAAAAUUUACUUGUAGUUUAUAGUGUAAUCCGGUAACCAGUUAGCAUAGUUUAUAGCAUCGUCUCCUUUUUCUUGUUAUUAUAUUCAUAAUAGAUUGCGUUCUUCUCUUUCUUUUUUUUUUGUAAUAAUUUUUUCUUUUCGAAUCUGAAAUUCUGCUCAAUUUCCACCAAAAUCAGCUCUUUCACAGCUUUAAAUUGCCUUAAAUUGUGUGUGUUUUUAAAAAUUUUUUUAAUUAAUUAAGAUUUUAUGUGU
This is a messenger RNA of Caenorhabditis elegans, 1796 nucleotides long. RefSeq names its product Lysosomal cobalamin transporter (gene Y87G2A.13). The record is from RefSeq and is marked reviewed. Lineage: Eukaryota; Metazoa; Nematoda; Chromadorea; Rhabditida; Rhabditidae. Bases 1 to 1407 code for a protein of 468 amino acids. The transcript has 6 exons. Gene Ontology annotation, cellular component: membrane.